Molecule: messenger RNA, 516 nt
Organism: Guyanagaster necrorhizus
Lineage: Eukaryota; Fungi; Basidiomycota; Agaricomycetes; Agaricales; Physalacriaceae
Exons: 4
Coding region: 1-516 (171 amino acids)
Source: RefSeq, a predicted model, not a curated record
AUGAAUCCAGGAAGAAUUAUCUUGGCGUGCUGGAGCGAGGAACGAGGACAGGCUGCUUUGGAGGGGCCGAGGAACGACACAGGCUAUCAGAAAGCUGAGCUCUGGCUGGUUGACCUGAGUCGUUUCUCAUCUGUCACCGCUUUUGCGAACAAGUUCGAAGCCGACGGUGGUCAUCUGGAUAUCCAUGUUCUCAAUGCCGGUAUUGCUCCCGAUAAGAUAUAUCGUCCCACUUCUGACGGAUGGGAAUCCUCGCUACAAAUUAACAACAUCGCGUCCUCUUUACUUGCAUCGUCGACAUAUUUUUUUGUCACUCCCUUCAGACUCGUCCACCAGAGUCAAUCAUCGUCAAUGCCAUCCGGGUUUCGUGAGUCAGAGUUGCGCCGAGGCGUAAAAGAUACCUGGUAUAUGGCCCUUGCGGAAUGGACCAUGGUUGAGUUGAUUGGUUCCUCGACGGAAGAGGGUAGCCGACAGCCGUUUGGGCUGCCGUUGGAAGUGGAGAGGAUGAGAAGCGUCUGA